AUGUCUAGCCAUUCUUUUUCUCCCUGUGAAACUCCAGAACCAAUUCUGGAAUUUGACGCAAGGCCGGAGACUGUAUCUCCCACGCCAACAUUCCGUCGUCACUACUCGACGACAGUAUUCAGCGGAAAGCGCAUGCUAUACCGCAUACACCCAGAAUUGGGCCGUCUCUGUUGGCUAUUAGAGGACGUUGGGAAGCAGAGCAAUGUAUUGCUGAUGUAUGGAUCCGGGCGAGGAAAGCCCUUAUUGGAGCAACUAAAGGAGUUCCAACUGAGCUGCCACAAAGCAGCAUUUGUCCAUAAUGAGGACAAUUUAACUACUGAAUUGGAUAUGUGGGAUCUGCCCACGGACGUGCCGGAGCUCAGAGCAAUGGCUGAGCGGGAGCAGAGCCGAAUCAGCUCAUUGUUGGAGGAGGAGCUAAAAGAGCUGGAUGAGCGCACCGCUCAUGUGCGCGAGGUAUUGGAGGACCUGAACAGAGAGGAUCUGGCCGUGAGAAGCAAAAUUUUAGUUGAUCAGGCUUAA
Molecule: messenger RNA, 519 nt
Organism: Auanema sp. JU1783
Lineage: Eukaryota; Metazoa; Nematoda; Chromadorea; Rhabditida; Rhabditidae
Source: the annotation of a GenBank genome assembly